AAGCGCAACCAACUCUUCUGGUUAGAGUGUCCAUUUUGAUCACAUGUGAGUAUCUCCAGUCUGUUCUCCUUUUUUCACGGUGAGUCUAGUUGAAUGACUUGUGAUCGCUUGAGUAAGUUUAUAAAACGUGUGCUGAAAGCUCCAGAAAAUAGAGAGCUACAUUAUUAGAAACCAGUUGAUAUCCGUGAUACCUCGAACCUUCUUCGAGAGUCGGCAACUUCGACGACGAACCGCACGCAAUCCUUUUCGCGCCAUCUUCUCGAGGAAAACGGUGAAAAAACCGCAGUAAACUCGUCCUCGAAGGUAAUUCGACUUUCACGAGGAUCUCCGGUUGAUUUUUCAUAGAAAAGCUUUGAUAAUUAGGGAACUGUCAGUUGGGUUGAAACUUUGAUUAAUAAAGAAACUAAGGAUGGCAGACAUAGAGGAUACUCACUUCGAAACUGGAGACUCCGGUGCUUCUGUAACAUACCCAAUGCAGUGUUCAGCACUGCGUAAAAAUGGGUUCGUAAUGCUCAAAUCCCGGCCAUGCAAAAUCGUAGAAAUGUCAACUUCUAAGACAGGAAAGCAUGGUCAUGCUAAAGUGCAUCUUGUAGGCAUUGACAUUUUUACUUCAAAGAAAUAUGAGGAUAUAUGCCCUUCAACGCACAAUAUGGACGUGCCGUUCGUUAAACGAGAAGACUACCAGCUAGCAGAUAUAUCCGAUGAUGGCUACUUAUGUCUGAUGGCUGAUAACGGAGAACUUCGUGAGGAUUUGAAAAUUCCUGAUGGUGAACUAGGUGCUCAGUUACGUGCUGAUCAUGAGGCUGGGAAGGAGCUUCUUUGCACUGUACUGAAAGCCUGUGGUGAAGAAGUCGUGAUCGCCAUCAAAACCAACACUGCCAUCGAUAAAUAAUUGUGUUCAGUCCAAAAUCCACCAUCACAUUAAAGAAAAAACAAAACACACACAGCUAAUAUAUUAUUAAGCGAAACCUAAGAUACAAUACAAGAUGAUCAGUGGUUAAAAUAAGAACUACCAACAACAAAUAAGAAAGGAAAGAAGUGGGGGGCACUUGAAAAUGAAUAAAAAGAAGGAAAAUGAAACAAGGAAAAGGAAAGAGACAAACAUAAUUAAAAAACGAAAGGAAGAGCAAAGCGAACGUACGUGAGCGUGUAAGUGUGAGGGAGGAGAGGAUUACAAAUAACGCAAAAGAAUAACAAAUAAAAGAGAAUAAACCAGGAAACAGUAUCAGCUUAGACCUUGAAAAAAGGAUGUUUUGGCGGUUUAAAUAUUGAGAUUAAAAGGCAAUUUUGACAGUCGGAAAUUUGGAAAGAAUAUUUUGCCUUUAUUUGUAAUUUUUAAAACUUCAGUGUAGUUAGAAUUCUAUUUCUAUUGGAAUUCCGAUUGUUUUACAAUAAUUAUUAUACUAAAUUCUUACUACAAUCUGAACGUUCUUGAAAUUCCAUUACACUUAGAAUUCUAAUUAUCUAAAAAGUUUGAUUCCCUUACAAUAACCCUUUCUCUCUAAAUACUUCGAUUAAAAUUUAAAGUUUUUCUUAAAUUUGAUUUUCAAAUUUUCUACCAUGCUCAAAUUACAACUCUAAUGGACUUAGAUAGAAUUCCAACCUUUGAAUAAUGAUACCUAUGAUAUCCCUAAUUUUGUUGGAAUUGCUUCUUUUUUUUUAUUCAAAUUCAAAUUUUUUUCUUAUUAAAACUCAUUGUUUUAGAAUAUCUGACCUGAUUCUAAAUUCCUAUCCCAUAAUUUUGAACCCUUUCCAAUACGUAAUGUUAAUCUAACUCUCUACUAAGUUCUCAGUAAUGUUUUCUGUAAUUGAAAUUUCAUUUAAAAAGUUGAUACUUCGAUAGAAGUCCUUUAUAUUUUCUCUUAAUCUGUAACUUUUUUUUAUUGACUACUGACUUGUUGAAAUUUGUUCUUGCGUAGGUUGUUUAAACCCUUGAAACUUUUUGCAAUUUUGUUUACAAUUAUGAUUUGAUAAGAAUCACUACAAUUAGAUGUGUAUUCUAAUUUUUGAAAUGUAUGAUGAAUGUCAAAUUAAUAUUUGUCACUUAAGACUCAAGUGUAAUUCUUUAAUCGAGGUUCUAGAAUUUAAUAUCCAAUUACGAAUUCUGGAAAUUAACGUUAAAUGUAGAUCUGAAAAGAAUUACAUCAAAUUUUUAUAAAUUUUUGUAGCGUCA
Molecule: messenger RNA, 2173 nt
Organism: Nomia melanderi (Alkali bee)
Lineage: Eukaryota; Metazoa; Arthropoda; Insecta; Hymenoptera; Halictidae
Gene: eEF5
Product: eukaryotic translation elongation factor 5
Biological process (GO): positive regulation of translational elongation; positive regulation of translational termination
Molecular function (GO): translation elongation factor activity; RNA binding; ribosome binding
Source: RefSeq, a predicted model, not a curated record